This is a messenger RNA of Sorghum bicolor (sorghum), 2477 nucleotides long. Its product is annotated as protein trichome birefringence-like 28. The record is from RefSeq and is a predicted model, not a curated record. NCBI's taxonomy places the organism in Eukaryota, Viridiplantae, Streptophyta, Magnoliopsida, Poales, Poaceae. Bases 575 to 2161 code for a protein of 528 amino acids. The transcript has 5 exons. Gene Ontology annotation, molecular function: O-acetyltransferase activity. Gene Ontology annotation, cellular component: Golgi apparatus.
CACAGGAGGGAUCUUCCCUUUUUCGUCUCCAUCUCCAUGAUCCAUCCCUCCAUCCCCUGCCCUGCCGUUGAACGUCUCCUGUCUCUGCAGUGCCUUCCUCUUGCUCUCGCCUCGCCUCUCCUCUCCUCUCCUGUCCCGGCUGCGGCUGCGGCUGCGAGCGAGAUCCAUCAGCAAUAGACAGACGAGUUGAGGGAGGGAGAGCGAGAUCCAACCUAAACAAGAAGAAGCUACCAAACCAAGCAAAGCGACCUCCCCACAGCCACAAAGACCAAUUCCCGUCCCGUCGCGUGAAUCCAAUUCGUCCGUCCGUCUAUUCUCUGUUGUAUUGUAUUGUAUUGUAUCCAGUGCUAGUUUUUAGUUGGCAGCUACCUUACCUUACCUUGGAAUUGCUAGCUACCAUAGCAGCAAGGGGAUUGGAUUGGAUUGGAUCCCCCCUGCUGCUGCUGCUGCUAAUCCUAGUCCAAUCUAGGGAGGGAGGGAGGCAGGCAGGCAGGCUGGGGCUGGGGCUGGGCAGUGCGCGGACGGAGAUCGCUCAGAUCAGAUCACAUCAUCAUCGCCUCGCCCCUCGGAUGCGAUGCAGCACCGCCGCAAGCCCGCUUCCGCCGCCGCGCCGCCGGCCGCCAAGCAGCCGCCCGCGCGCAGGCCCACGGCGCGCCUCUCGCUCGCGGGCCUCGUCGUCUCCGUCUUCCUCGUCGCCACCUUCCUCUACAACGAGGACGUGGUCAAGGCCGCCUCCCGUUCCAGCUCAGUCCCAGCAACAAGAGCCGCUGUUGAGGUCGGCGUCUCCGGGCGGGCGAGGUCACCCGACCUGCGGGUGCUGCAGGAGGCAGCGCACCAGGAUGGGGAGGCGGACGCCCUUCAGAAGCAGCAGCAGGAGCAGGAGCAGGAGCAGGAGGAUCGAGAUCGCAAGGAAGCCGACCAGAAGCCGCCGCCGCUGACCACCCUCCCCGUCGACAAUACUAAAAGGCAGGACGAGGAGCAGCAAACCCAGAAGCAGCCGCCGCCCCAGGCCGUUGCCGAUGGGUGCGACCUGUACCGGGGGCGCUGGACGUUCGACGCGGCCGGCGAGCAGGCGCCGCUGUACCGCGAGUCGGAGUGCGAGUUCCUGACGGAGCAGGUGACGUGCAUGCGCAACGGCCGCCGCGACGACUCGUACCAGAAGUGGCGGUGGCAGCCCGACGGAUGCGACCUGCCCAGGUAUGAUGCUCGGCUGCUGCUUGAGCGGCUGCGCAACAAGCGGCUCAUGUUUGUGGGGGACUCUCUGAACCGCAACCAGUGGGAGUCCAUGGUGUGCCUGGUGCAGUCCGUCGUGCCCUGGGGCCACAAGACGCUGCAGAAGUUCGUCAACAACGGAUCGCUCAACGUAUUCACGGCGCAUGAUUACAACGCCACCGUGGAGUUCUACUGGGCGCCCUUCCUGGUCGAGUCCAACUCGGAUGACCCGCAGGUGCACAGCGUCAUGGACCGUGUCAUCGCCUGGCGCGCAAUCGCCAAGCACGCCAAGAACUGGAAGGGCGUCGACUACCUCGUCUUCAACUCAUACAUCUGGUGGCUCAAUACAUUCGAGAUGAAAGUCAUGAAAGGCACUAAUCGCCAUGGCCAUCAGCAGCAGCAGCAGCAGCAGCAGGGAAAGGAGAGGUGGAGCAAGUACGCGCUGGUGGACCGGCCGGUGGCGUACCGGGAGGUGCUCAAGACGUGGGCCAAGUGGGUCGACCGCCACAUCGACCCCAACCGAACCAGAGUCUUCUUCAUGGGCAUGUCGCCCAACCACAUCACGCCGUGGGCGUGGGGCAACAACGGCGGGAUCAAGUGUGCUAUGGAGACGCAGCCGAUCAGCAACAACCGGACGGGACGGCUGGACAUCGGGACGGACUGGCGGCUGCACGGCGUGGCGCUCGGGGUGCUGGCGCGCUACCUCCGCCGCGUGCCGGUGCAGUUCGUGGACAUCACGGGCCUGUCGGAGCUGCGCAAGGACGCGCACACCUCCGUGCACACGCUGCGGCAGGGGAAGCUGCUCACCCCGGAGCAGCAGGCCGACCCCAAGACCUACGCCGACUGCAUCCACUGGUGCCUCCCAGGCCUCCCUGACACCUGGAACCACUUCCUCUACGCGCACAUCAUAUCACCAAGCCCGCCCUCGUCGUCGUCCCAGGAUCACUAACCAUUUUCCAUUUUUGGCCCUACCUACUGUAGAUCAAUCAUUUUCUUCGUUUCAUGCAAGGGAACAACAACCAGCUCAGGUCUUCUCUUCUAAUUUCUGUAAAAAGAAAAUUCCCUGAUCUAAUUGUGAUUGUGACUAAGCUAGCAGCAGCAAUUACUUUUUUCCUUUUUAGUUCUUUUAUUUAUUAGUUUAAAGAGAGAGAAACAAGAUACAUCAUUCAGUUUAGGCAUGCACCUUUCUUUCCUUUUUCCCUUGCUGUAUAUCACUGUAUCCUACUUUUGUCAUGUCAGCUAGGAAAGUCAUCUCUCAAGCAGCA